This is a messenger RNA of Chenopodium quinoa (quinoa), 2437 nucleotides long. RefSeq names its product WD repeat-containing protein LWD1-like. The record is from RefSeq and is a predicted model, not a curated record. Gene Ontology annotation, molecular function: protein binding. Bases 302 to 1360 code for a protein of 352 amino acids. The transcript has a single exon. NCBI's taxonomy places the organism in Eukaryota, Viridiplantae, Streptophyta, Magnoliopsida, Caryophyllales, Amaranthaceae. Gene Ontology annotation, cellular component: nucleus.
AAAUUUGUUAUAACCCAAAAUCGAUAAACACAAUUUGAAAUCGAACCAUAGACCCGAAUGGACACCCAUGAGUCAAAUCCACUUAUCUAUCAAAACUCUAUUUACCAAAACAUCUUCACUUCUACUAUCACACUGAGAGAGUGAGAGCAACCCGGCGUUCCAAAACCCCCAAUCCUCCGGCCUCCAUUUCAUCCCCCCUCUCAAACAAUCCCCAAACUUCACCACAAAAAAAAUCUUAACACCCACUUCAACUCCACCCCCCUAAAAGAAGCGGGAACCUUGAAAACCUCCAUUAACAACAAUGGGAGCAAGCAGUGAACCAUCAUCAAUGAACCCAGAACCCUUCUCCUCCGACGACCAACAAAAACAACGCUCCGAAAUCUACACUUACGAAGCACCAUGGCACAUCUACUCCAUGAAUUGGAGCGUUCGUCGCGACAAAAAAUACCGUCUCGCAAUCGCCUCCCUCCUCGAACACUCCCAAAACCGCGUCGAAAUCGUUCAACUCGACGAUUCCACCGGCGAAAUCAAAGCUGACCCUUCUCUCUCCUUUGACCACCCUUACCCACCCACCAAAGCAAUCUUCACACCCGACAAAGAUUGCUCCAAACCCGAUUAUCUCGCUACUUCCUCCGAUUACCUUCGAAUCUGGCACAUCAAUUCAGAUUCCAACUCUGUUGAGCUCAAAUCUCUUCUUAAUGGGAAUAAAAAUUCCGAGUAUUGUGGUCCUUUAACCUCGUUUGAUUGGAAUGAGGCUGAACCGCGUCGUAUUGGGACUUCUUCGAUUGAUACGACGUGUACGAUUUGGGAUAUUGAGAGGGAAACUGUUGAUACUCAAUUGAUUGCGCAUGAUAAGGAGGUUUAUGAUAUUGCUUGGGGCGGUGCUGGGGUUUUUGCGUCGGUUUCGGCUGAUGGGUCUGUUAGGGUUUUUGAUUUGAGGGAUAAAGAACAUUCGACUAUCAUUUACGAAAGUUCUGAGCCUGAUACUCCUUUGGUUAGACUAGGGUGGAAUAAGCAAGACCCUAGAUAUAUGGCUACUAUUAUAAUGAAUAGUCCUAAGGUUGUUGUGUUGGAUAUUCGGUUUCCGACGCUUCCGGUGGUGGAGUUGCAGAGGCAUCAAGCUAGUGCUAAUGCUAUUGCUUGGGCACCUCAUAGUUCUUGUCAUAUUUGUACUGCUGGUGAUGAUAUGCAGGCUCUGAUUUGGGACUUGUCUUCAAUGGGGCAGCCUGUGGAAGGUGGGUUGGACCCCAUUUUGGCGUACACGGCUGGGGCCGAGAUUGAGCAGCUUCAGUGGUCGUCGUCUCAGCCUGAUUGGGUUGCCAUAGCUUUCUCUAAUAAGCUUCAGAUUCUCAGGGUUUGAUUGGUAGAGUAGAAAAUUGAUUGGAGAUAAGUAUAGCAUAUAAUUAAUUGUUUAUGGAAGGAAAAAAUGUUAUUUGGUUGUUGCUAUUGUGUUUCUGUUGUGUUUUGUGCUUAAUAAUGUUGGCAUAGUAAGGUAGUGUUUAGGUUUGGAUGAUUAGUGACUAUGUUAUGAUGUUAUGUUUAGCAUAGUUAGUGAGUCUUUGAUGAAUUGUGUUCUGUUUGUUUGACUGUAUUGGAAAAAUAAAAGUAAAAAAAUGUGGUGUGAUGUUGCAGAACGAAAUUAUAGACUAAAAUAGGACAUCGAUAUUGUUGCUGAUUAUGUUUGGGAUUAGUAUACAUGUGACAUAGAAAGAAUGGUUGUCCUAGAAAUGAGUUGAAUUUAAACACGUUGAGGUGUGUUGUAAUGUUGAAGUUGGACUGAUGCUGAAAUCUGAAAGCAGUUGCAAAUUUUAAAGUUUGCUUCUUCAAUGCUUGUUUGUAGUUACAAUGGAUAGAUUAUCUGCUGUGCUCUUUGAUGCUAACCUCACUAAGCUUGAGUGGCUGAAGCAUAUAAAUGUCAUGGAUUACCAGUUUCUGGUGGAGGUUACAAUUUACUGAAUGCCCUGGGAAUAUGUUUCAGUUUUCACUGAUGUGCUACAUGCUGUUGUUACUUGUAAUAUUUGCAUGUUGCCGAACCGCCUAUAAGUCUAUAACUCGACUAUGCUCAAUUCUGUUGCUGAAGCCUGAAGUGGACUAUAGCUUGAAGAUGCUCAAUUCUAUGUUAUUGCCUGGCCUACAAUGCCCUGCACCAUCACAUCCGGCCACAUACGAGUAUCAUACCAUGCCCAAUAACCAGGCUAGCCAUGCCUUUUGGAGUUAUGUGGCAGUCAAUUCUUUAACCACGGAUUUUAAAAUUUAUGUCUGCGACCUGUCUUGAUUUGGUCAUCAUGCAGCCAUUGUGCCUCGUCUGCCUAGCUCAGAUUUAAACUUGUGCGUCCUUGUGAGAGCUACGGUGUAUUAAUUAAGCCUGUGUGUAUUGUUAUUACUAACGUAUGCGACUAUGCUCUCAUUAAAUGUGUAUUAUUCCCUUUAAUCAUCA